Didymella exigua CBS 183.55 is the source of this 1131-nucleotide messenger RNA. RefSeq lists its product as uncharacterized. Gene Ontology annotation, cellular component: actin cortical patch. The record is from RefSeq and is a predicted model, not a curated record. Lineage: Eukaryota; Fungi; Ascomycota; Dothideomycetes; Pleosporales; Didymellaceae. Bases 1 to 1131 code for a protein of 376 amino acids. Gene Ontology annotation, biological process: actin cortical patch localization; endocytosis; actin cortical patch assembly. Gene Ontology annotation, molecular function: Arp2/3 complex binding. The transcript is spliced from 4 exons.
AUGUUGGAGGGCGAACUUUUCGCGACACACAAAGAGUAUGUCCGCCGGCAGAUGAUAUACUGUCUUUUGCAGGAAGAGGAUAACCCUACCAUCCACCUCGUCGCCGCACUCCUCCUCUACGACGGCCGCAAUAGCGGAGAUGAUGUUGUCUUCGAGAUGAUGCACAAGGAAGGAAGCUUUCCAAGAUUGGUGGAGUUGGUACAACUGGAGAGUGUGCAAGAGGAGACAAGAUUGCAUCAAAUGCUUCUGGAGCUUCUAUACGAGUCGUCUCGAGUACAAAGACUUGACUGGGAAGAUUUCGCUGCAGUCAACGACAACUUCAUUCUUUACCUUCUUGAAAUCAUUGAAGGCGCUUCUGACGACGCAGAUGAUCCAUACCAUUAUCCAGUCAUUCGUGUUCUGCUGGUCCUGAACGAACAAUACCUGGUAGCCUCCACGAGUCACCACAAGGACGGCCGUCCCCCGGUUACGAAUCGACUGAUCAAAGCUUUGUCUAGCCAUGGCAUGACAUACAAAACCUUUGGAUGCAACUUGAUCCUCUUGUUGAACCGAGAAUCGGAGACCUCUCUUCAACUCCUGAUUCUCAAAGUCUUGUACCUUGUUUUUGGAAACCCCUCGACCGCGGAGUACUUCUACACAAAUGACCUCCAUGUUCUGAUCGACGUCAUCCUCCGGAACCUAAUCGAUCUUCCACACGAUUCGACGGCUGCAAAUGCUCUGCGGCAUACGUACCUUCGAGUUCUCUAUCCCAUCUUAACAAACAGCCAGAUUGGCAAGCCGCCACACUACAAGUGCGAUGAUAUCUUGCGGCUUCUCCAUCUCCUCGUAACCAGUGGCAAUCACUUUGCGCCUGUAGACGACACCACACAAAGGCUUGUCAUACGGUGCACCAGCGUGCCAUGGUUGCAACCGCCUCCCGCAAAGAACAAGUCUGGCUCCGGCGAUAACGACACUACGACAUCACCUGUCGAUUAUGUUGCGAACGGCCAGAAAGAGCUCGCACGGAGGGCACUGGGCAUGAGUGUACAGGAUGGGGGCGAAAGCUCAACGAGCGUCCUCGAGAUUGCAUCUCACACGGAAAAGCCUGGGGUCCAAACGCCCAGCAUCAUGCACCCAGAACAAGCAUCAUGA